AUGUCGAGCGCUCAGCCAAUAAACCACAAAGGUGUCUACAACUACUUUCUCAACAUGGUGGCCUACCAGAUAUGUUGCUGCUGUGGUCCAGCUCCCUGCUCGCUCUGCUGUUCCUGCUGUCCUCCUAUCAAGUCCUCGUCCAGCACCCGGUUAAUGUACACCCUGUUCCACAUCCUGGCCUGCACUGUCUCAUGCCUCAUGCUGUCUCGUACCGUGUCUGAGGCAGUCCGAGAGAACGUGCCUUUCUUUAACGUGGUUUGUGAUGAGGCUCAUGGGGGAGGGAACUGUGAGAUGUUGGUUGGAUAUUCUGCGGUAUAUCGAGUUUGCUUUGGUACAGCCUGCUUCUACCUGGUAAUGGCUCUGCUUCUGAUAGACGUGAAGUCCAGCCAGGAUUUCCGAGCUCUCAUACACAAUGGAUUUUGGUUCCUGAAGUUCAUCUCUCUGCUCGGAAUGGUGGCAGCUGCAUUCUUCAUCCCUACAGAUUCCUUCCUGCAUGCCUGGCAUUAUAUUGGAGUGGUGGGAGGCUUUGCCUUCAUCCUCAUUCAGCUCAUCCUCAUCACUGCUUUUGCCCACACCUGGAAUAAGAACUGGUUAACCGGGGCAGCUGAAGAUAAGAAGUGGUAUGUGGCAGUCAUGUGUGCCACCCUCGUUUUCUACACCGUCGCCACUGCAGCCUUUACCUUCAUGUACAAGUACUACACGCAUCCGGCAGCAUGCCGGGUCAACAAAGUACUGCUGUUUACCAACCUGGGCCUGUGUUCAGUUAUGUCCAUCAUCGCCGUCACACCCUGCGUCCAGCAAAAACAGCCGCGGUCAGGACUGCUACAGGCCUCCAUCAUCAGCUGCUACGUCAUGUACCUGACCUUUUCUGCCCUGUCCAGCCGUCCACCUGAGAAAGUGGUCUAUCAGGGGGUCAACAUGACCGCAUGCUACCCUAACAUAGGCCGAGACGAGAUUCAGAAUGAAGGAAAUGCUGUAGCUAUCAUUGGUGCUGCCAUCAUGUACUGCUGUGUGUUGUUUGCAUGUAAUGAAGCUUCCUACCUGGCUGAAGUGUUUGGACCUUUCUGGAUGAUCAAAGUUUAUCGAUAUGAGUUUCAGAAAGCCACUUGUUGCUUUUGCUGCCCAGACCAAGAGGAAGCAAAGGAAGAGUUUGUGAUUGAUGAGAGCAAAGGAUGCCAGAAAGUGAUUCAUAAUGAGAGUCAUCGUGUGGCAUACAGCUACUUCUUCUUCCAUUUUGUUUUCUUCCUGGCCUCUCUGUAUGUCAUGAUGACUCUCACCAACUGGUUCAGCUAUGAGACAGCAGUGUUGGAGACCACCUUUACCCAUGGCAGCUACUCGACCUUCUACGUGAAGCUCACCUCGUGCUGGGCCUGUGUCCUGCUCUACCUGUGCCUCCUCCUGGCCCCACUGUGCCGCAGGAGCUCAAAUCGCAAGCGGCCUCAAAGGUCCCGGAUCAAGCGGCGAAUGGCUACCCAGCGCCAUGUCAGCGUCAGUGUGUGA
Trichomycterus rosablanca is the source of this 1500-nucleotide messenger RNA. RefSeq names its product serine incorporator 4 (gene serinc4). Gene Ontology annotation, cellular component: membrane. Bases 1 to 1500 code for a protein of 499 amino acids. The record is from RefSeq and is a predicted model, not a curated record. The transcript has 12 exons. NCBI's taxonomy places the organism in Eukaryota, Metazoa, Chordata, Actinopteri, Siluriformes, Trichomycteridae.